Molecule: messenger RNA, 714 nt
Organism: Trypanosoma grayi
Lineage: Eukaryota; Euglenozoa; Kinetoplastea; Trypanosomatida; Trypanosomatidae
Product: putative chromatin assembly factor 1 subunit B
Exons: 1
Coding region: 1-714 (237 amino acids)
Molecular function (GO): protein binding
Source: RefSeq, a predicted model, not a curated record
AUGCCAGAAAAGGUGGCGGGGCGUCUGACGAUACGCGGUUACUCUGAGGUGCGGGGUGUGCUCUGGGCGCCCUGCUUCUUCGANCCCCUCGACGACACCAACAGCAGCAACGGCAACCACGACAACAACGAGGAGAAUGGAGUGGCGGAUGGCGAAAAGGAAGGGGAGAGCAGUGAGGAGAGGCGACGGCGGUGUCUGGCUGAUCGUGGGUCGUGGGGGCCCGACGACUACCGCAUGGCGUUGGCGGUGUGGACGGCGGACGCGGUGGUUGUGUACACCACCGACAGUGGGGUGCGGCACAGCGACUACACCGAUCUCCACAUGCGCAGCAUCUCCGACGUCGCGUGGAGUCCAGACGCGACGUACCUCCUCACCGCCUCGCUUGACGGCUACAUCUCCGUCAUCGCAAUCGGCGGCUCACUUGGAGUCGUGCACCAGCUUCCACUGUUCUCUGCUAAGCCGGUGACGGCGGCUAUCUGCUGCAUGCUUUCAGAGAUACACAACAUCGGUGAGAAGCUGGAGCUUGGAAGGAAGCUCGCAACUGAGAGAGCGUCUGCGCCGAAGUUGCAGGGAGGUGAUGAUGGCGGCGGCAGCAGCGACAACGCCGUUGUGCACGUACCGGUUAAAAAGAGGAAAAAGAUGGAGCAGCAGCAGCAGCAGUCCCAGGAGCUGAUUCCCCUCAGCGAACUCUCAGAUUUGAUGGAGGGUGCAUAA